Molecule: messenger RNA, 2043 nt
Organism: Syzygium oleosum
Lineage: Eukaryota; Viridiplantae; Streptophyta; Magnoliopsida; Myrtales; Myrtaceae
Product: zinc finger CCCH domain-containing protein 48-like
Exons: 8
Coding region: 466-1758 (430 amino acids)
Molecular function (GO): metal ion binding; protein binding
Source: RefSeq, a predicted model, not a curated record
UCUUCCUCCUGAAAGGAUCUGGGGUUUAUUGCCUUGAUUUGAGGGGGGCUGUCGUUGCGGUGAUGGCGAGUUUGGAACUUAGGUUUGAUGACUUGGAAUCUUUUUCGUGAAGGGGCUCCGACAAUGCGACAUCAAUGUUGUCCGAAUUUAGUCUCCAGUUCGUGUUCUGUGUUUUCCGUUAUUCUGCUUCUGGGUGAAUUCGAUUGGGUUGGAACCGAGAGAGAUGGGAAUCAUGAUGGAUCGAGAUGGUCAUGCAUUCUCUUGUAGGUCGUGGAUUGUUCUUUAUUCUGUCCGUAUUGUUGGUGCUAAGAGGAACUGGAACUCUUGGGAUUGCUUGGCUACAGUGGGACCUUGGGUUUUCUGCAAGGGAUCUUCUUGCAAGAACGAGUUCUGAUACUUUGAGUUAACUUUGGAUAGGUUAUUCAGUUCGGUCAUUGAUUGUCCGUCUUUCUGUAUAAUAAUAGCAUGGAUAUUAAGACAGCAAGGACUACUGCGGGUUGGCCGCAAAAAUCAGCUGCUCACUAUAAUCAGCUUCCGACAGCACCGACAAGCGGCAAAGUUUGCAGUUACUGGUUGGAAGGGAGGUGCAACCGGAAUCCCUGCAGGUUUUUGCAUGACGCAUCUCUAACACGCAAUGUUUACCAUCGAGCUGCAAAGCAGUCGAGUUACAUGCCUGAGGAUUGCCAUGGGAAGGGCCCUGAAUCUAGCCUGGUGAAUUCGGCGAGUUCAACUUCUAGAGAGAGAGGUGAUUCGUCAAAAGAUAAAAACCCUCAUAAGCCCGGAGAAAAAGUGUGCCACUACUGGAUGUCGGGCAACUGUGUGAAAGGCGAUACAUGUCCUUUCUUGCAUUCAUGGUAUCACGGUGUUGAUUUUUCCAUGCUGGCUAAGCUCGACGGGCAUAAAAAGGGUGUUUCUGGAAUAGCACUUCCUUCUGGAUCUACUAAGCUCUACUCCGGAAGCAAAGAUGGAACAGCACGAAUCUGGGACUGUCACACUGGUAAAUGCAAUCAAGUGAUCAACCUUGGAGGAGAAGUUGGGUGUUUUACUUGUGAAGGUCCUUGGGUGUUUGUUGGCAUGCCUAAUGCUAUUAAGGCAUGGAAUACCCAGAAUGGUGCUUGCUACGAUAUCAGUGGACCAGUUGGACAGGUCCAUGCUAUGGAAGUUUCUAAGAACAUGCUUUUUGCCGGAGCCCAGGAUGGCGCUAUCUUGGUGUGGAAAGGAGAUAGUGAAGCUGAUCCUUUUCAGAUGGCUGCACCUCUCUUGGGUCACACUCGGGGUGUGGUAUCAUUAACUAUUGGGCGUGACCGGUUGUAUUCAGGUUCCAUCGACCGGACCAUAAGGGUGUGGGACUUGCACACACUGGAGUGUGUUCAGGAACUUGUUGGACACACUGAUGUGGUGAUGUCACUUAUUUGCUGGGACGAGUACUUGAUAUCCUGUUCGUUGGAUCAGACAGUUAAGGUCUGGGGGGUUCCCACUGAAGGAGGCAGCUUGGAAGUUGCCUAUACACAUCAUGAGGACCAUGGUAUUCUUGCACUGUCAGGGUUGAUGGAUGCACGUGGUAAGCCGGUCCUUCUCUGUGCGUGCAAUGACAACACUGUUCGCUUGUACGAGCUCCCAUCGUUCACUGAAAGGGGCAAGAUAUUCUCAAGACGAGAAGUGAGGACUCUUCAGACGGCUCCCGGAGGCCUAAUCUUCACAGGAGAUGCUGCGGGGAUGCUGACCGUUUGGAAAUGGUUGGAUUCUCCGAAGAGCUAAAAAGAGCAGCUUCCUCAUUCGAUGGAGUCAUGCUAAGAAGAAGAAACAAUCAAGCUAUUGACAUUGGAGUUCAAAUUUUGCAAGCAAGACAAUGUCAUCUAUGCCCCGAUGCAACUGGGAUUGUGAUUUAGAGCAAGAAACGGGAUGGCUGUAACUACUACUGUCUGCACCACAAUCCCAAUUUUUGGGCUCUAUCGUUUUUGUAUAGACAUUAUAUUUUUGACAGCAACGGUUGGACUUGUAAAUGAUUCAUCAUUAGUAAUCGAUAUGCCUUUUGCUAUUCAA